Staurois parvus is the source of this 411-nucleotide messenger RNA. The record is from the annotation of a GenBank genome assembly. Lineage: Eukaryota; Metazoa; Chordata; Amphibia; Anura; Ranidae.
UGGCUCCACGCUGUGUGUGAGAACCUUUUUACAGAAGAUGAGGUAGAACAGGCAGCAGAUGAAGGUUUUGACUGUGCAUCUUGUCAACCAUUCAUUGUGAAACCACUUCCUCCUAUAAUCCUUCCACCCAGCCCAGUAAAGUUUAAGGAGCCAGAGCCUCAAUAUUUCCGAUUUGAAGGCGUUUGGUUGACAGAGGCUGGAAUGGCUUUGCUGCGCAGCCUCACCUUAUCUCCCAUCCAAAAAAAGAAACCUAGGCGCUCUCGGCUAAGUACCGGUGGUGAGAUUUUCUUGGAUGGUCCAGAGCAUGGGGCAUCUGAGGAAAGAAAAGAUGAUGCAGAGUGUGAAGAGCAGAAGGUAGAAGGGUGCAAUAACGAAUCCAUGGACUGUGACAUCAAGAUAGAACCUCCUGGC